AUGACUGCAGAGUGUCGAGAAGUGCGAGUUCCUAACAAGGAAGCAGAUUUAGAAAUGAUCUUGGAUGAUCGAAUUAUUGUGAUUGAUGGAAGUGACCACAUUUGGUAUGGCCAGAAUGUUAGAACUCGUAAAUUCGGUCAUUUCUAUCGUUCUUGCAUUUAUGCAAAAAGUAAUCGCAGCGGUGAACCAAACAGUGCCAAUUUUACCAGUGGUAUGAUAUCGGAAAACAAUCAUAAUGAUAAGAUCUCGAAACCUAUUCCAGGAUCUUUUAUUCACGCUGGACAUGGUGAUAUAAAUCCCAGUCAGAGCUGGGGGCAGCCUGAUAGGAUUGAUGAUAUAUAUCUUAAAAACCCUAUACUUCGAAAGGAAAAAGAAAUAUUUAAUGAAAAUUCGCGACGUCGAAUUGGGCCAGAAAUUAUUCCAUCUAUCAUUGAUGUAUCAUCACGCGGCCAAUCAGUUGUCUCAGCGCUUAAUGCAGGUUCUGGAAAUCGAGCAAAUGAAUCACCAAAUUUAGCCAGAGAUAAAAGUUUAUAUUCAGUGGAUCCCUUUGCUCCUUUCAGUGAGUAUUCCUAUGAAGUUUUUAAUGGACAUGUAUCAGAAAAUGUCAACCAAACAGCCUCAAAUCCUAAUUUGCUUCAUCCUUCAUCAUUCGACGUAUAUGAUCAACCACCAGUGGCGGUCGAAACUCACGUAGAUGGAUUGAUCGAUUCAGUAAAAAAUAAAUCAAAUCCUAGCCAAUUGUCAGUUUCUGCUACAGUCAGUAUGCAUCCAUCAGAAAACAUUGUCAAACAAGAAUCGCCAACCUUAGCAAAUAAUUCCAAGAAUGCGGAAAAUUAUUAUUUAUUGCGUCGACCACAGUCUUCAGUGGUUUUGAAUUCGAUCAAAAGUUCUUCUUCUAGUCGAUUCAGCUCAAGUCUUACACCUCCGCCGAUUCGUUCCAUUAAUUAUUAUAAUCGAGCUGAAAACCAGAUGUUAAAAUCUGAGGAUUCGUCGAGGAAUUUAUCGCAAGAUGCAAUAUUUUCGUCAGUUUCUUCUGAAAAUUGCAGAAACUAUAUUGGUUCUGUAAUUUCAGAAAAAGCGGAUGAAACUAAGAUAUCACAAAGACCAUACGAUAUAGCAGAAAAUAUCCACAGUAUAUGUAACUUCAGCGAUGAUCAAUCGCGCAUAAAUUCGACCAAUUCUUCGGUUAAUGUUGAACCCACACCUUCAUCUGCUUCCAGUCUGUUUCAUUCAUCGAAUGUUUGUUCUCUCUAUGAACAGUCUUGUUCUGCUACUACGUCUGUGGAUAUUGCUGAACGAAAGGAAGAUCCGUUCGAGGUUCCAUUGGUGGUUAAGAAUAUUGCAAACCGUGAUCGCUAUAGUCAAAUGUUUAUGAAUACUUCAAAUGAUUUAAAUUCUACGCCGAUGAUGGCGAAUUGUUUUUCCUAUUCAAAUCCUGAAUGUACAACAAAUACGCCAGUGGCACAAUCUUCAUAUCGAGUCCCAUUCUUUUGGCAACCGCCCAGCCAAUCUACCAAUCCAGCAAAUAAUUUAUUAACGAGUAUUGGAACUACUCCGACAUUGGUCUACGAUGCUCAGUUAAGUGCAAAAGCAAUUCAAAAACAACAGAAUAGUCCAAGAAACAUCAAUUUCAGUGUAAAAAGAUUAUCGGUUAAUGAGAGUACUUCUGGCGAAAUAUUGCAGCCAAAAUCUAGUCAACUAAUUCAACGAAAAUCUUUCAUAAAUGACGAAGUGCUUUGCAUGUUUGAUCCACUUGUCUCAUUACAAUCGACAGUAAACAAGGCAGAAGGGCAAAAUUGCUUGGAAAUAGUUAUGAAGGGCGCCACUUUUGCUGGGCGUGAAAGAUGCGAACAAAUGUUAUUUAAAUGUCAAAAUGAUUCUGCACAAGCAAUACGUGAAUUAAAAAUUGAUGAAUUAAUGUGUAUGGGUGUUGCGAAAAAUCGUUCGUUAGCAAAAAUUGCUUUAGAGGAUUGCCGUUGGAAUUUGAAUGAUGCGGCAGCUGCGCUGAUUUCAUGA
Molecule: messenger RNA, 2016 nt
Organism: Dracunculus medinensis (Guinea worm)
Lineage: Eukaryota; Metazoa; Nematoda; Chromadorea; Rhabditida; Dracunculidae
Source: the annotation of a GenBank genome assembly